Molecule: messenger RNA, 1101 nt
Organism: Protopolystoma xenopodis
Lineage: Eukaryota; Metazoa; Platyhelminthes; Monogenea; Polystomatidea; Polystomatidae
Source: the annotation of a GenBank genome assembly
AUGUUAUACACUUCUCUUGUUGGCUCAGUUCAUAAUCCCGUUUACCCAGUCUAUCUGCCGCCACCCAAAGAGACCAUUGACUCUUCGAUUCUCCCCUCUUAUAGUGCACCUAUAUGGGAAGCCAGUCCAAUCGAUUCAGUUUAUGUAUGGCCGCCACGCCAGUCUGACCCUUUUUUGACUGGUUUAACUGGCCCCUGCUCUUUCUCUGAAGCUAGUCUCCUUGGGCCCUCUUUUGUUCACCUCUCAUGCUCUGGAGACAUUCAUUCUCCCUAUUCCGACAUAAGUACCGCUUCGGGCUUUGCUGUUGCUCCGCAACAUUCUGAAGCAUUUGAAUCUUACUCUCAAACUCCUGUAGUCAGAUUGGAUUUUCCUCUUGCUCCUCAAUUUCCUGAUAUUUGUGAGCCAUUUCUUAUAAAUAACCUUCCAAUCUCAUCUUCCUCUUCCUAUUCUUCCUCCUCUUCAUCUCCCUGUUCCACCUCUUGUUUUACCUUCUUGCCAACUUCUUUGGGUCUAAACACCACAGCUGUCCGCGAGGAUCGUAUGCGGGGAGGUCGAAGUCGCCGAGGCACCACUGGCAAGGCUUCCCCGGUUGGCACUCCUGGCAUUAGCGGAAUCAAUAACAUCGCCCCCGUUGACCAAGCCACUUCCAGCCUAAUCCACCCUGUGCCCGGCUUCUUAACGACUCUCUCAAAUAUUCCUUCUGGAUCCACGACAUCCACUCUUUUGUUUCCGGAUAGCGGUUGUUUACCAGUGCGAACUAGCCGGCAUACUUCGGGCUGCGAGGUUACUCAAGCGGAACUUUAUCCGGCAGGUGUUACCGAAAUGUCUGAGACUCUUGCCGCCAACCUGUCAGGCCAAGCCACUUUUUUACAUUGCCUUUCCAGAGAGGCAAACGCCUCGGCAAGUUCGAAUUCCACUUCUAUAUCUCCUUCCUCCAUAUCAAAUUCGGCUUCCUCCGCUUCCUCGGUUUCAUCGUGUUCUACGACUUCAGCUUCCAUUCCCUCUAUUCUCCAAAUGUCUAACUCUGUGGUCCGAUCAAGUGAGACAAGGAGUACAAUCAACAACCUCGAUCUUGAUAUUGUUAGUGUAUCUAAUAGGUGA